This is a messenger RNA of Penicillium alfredii, 501 nucleotides long. RefSeq names its product Zn(II)2Cys6 transcription factor domain-containing protein. Gene Ontology annotation, biological process: regulation of DNA-templated transcription. The transcript is spliced from 2 exons. The record is from RefSeq and is a predicted model, not a curated record. Gene Ontology annotation, molecular function: zinc ion binding; DNA-binding transcription factor activity, RNA polymerase II-specific. Bases 1 to 501 code for a protein of 166 amino acids. NCBI's taxonomy places the organism in Eukaryota, Fungi, Ascomycota, Eurotiomycetes, Eurotiales, Aspergillaceae.
AUGGGCGACCAAGGGACAAUGCCUUUCAGGCCCAUUGCCCCUCGUCUGGCACCAGGGGGCAAUGGAGGUUCAAAUUCAGGGCCACCACCAGAGGAUGGUCGCAUGAGAAGGGCUUCGACGGCCUGCAAAGAGUGCCAACGACGUCGGACAAGGUGCAGCGGAGUUCCUUGUACAGAAUGUCUGGCUCAUGGCCGCGAAUGCGUCUUCGAUGAAUCCUCCGACAGACGCCGCAAAGCAUCAGCCCGAAGAACCCAGGAAGAGCUGAUGGGUCUCCGAGAUUUCGUGGAUCAGAUGCUGGCUGUGCUUCGAUAUAGUACUUACCCAGGCAUCGAACAUCUCCUCCAUACCAUCCGGUCCGGCGCCUCGCAGGACGACAUCCGCGCCACCGUCUCCCACCUGUUAGCUCAAAUCCCCAACCCUCCCGUCCCGGACGCCCAGAACCCCGAGAUGGACCCGAAUAUCAUGAGCAGAGCCAUGGGCAAUUUCUUUGAUCCGCGCUAA